AUGGGAGACGAGGCCGAGAGGCCGUACAACACCAAUUCUUCUUCCCAAAUUUUGCCGUUUACGUCAACGACCGACUUCGCCUCUUCCUCCGCCUUCCCCGUCUUGGCGCGCUCGCGCUUCUUUCAUACCUCGGCACCCAUGGAUCACGAGGACUAG
This is a messenger RNA of Heterobasidion irregulare TC 32-1, 156 nucleotides long. RefSeq lists its product as uncharacterized. The record is from RefSeq and is a predicted model, not a curated record. The transcript has a single exon. NCBI's taxonomy places the organism in Eukaryota, Fungi, Basidiomycota, Agaricomycetes, Russulales, Bondarzewiaceae. Bases 1 to 156 code for a protein of 51 amino acids.